Molecule: messenger RNA, 454 nt
Organism: Mycena citricolor
Lineage: Eukaryota; Fungi; Basidiomycota; Agaricomycetes; Agaricales; Mycenaceae
Source: the annotation of a GenBank genome assembly
GCUCGCGACAUACCAACAAUCAUUCCCUGAGCACCAUCCGGCAGGGACGUCAGGAAUUCCGAGUUCUUGAGCAGGCUUCAGAAGGCUGGGCAUGUGAUCUUGCGAGCGGAUCGCGAGUCUAGCGAGAGCCAGAACCUCGACCAGGUACAUGGGCGCGUACUGCCGAGGAAGCGAUGCGCUCUGUCGUCGCCCGCGGGAUCGGCCUCGAGGAGAAGCAGAUCUCUCACUCGUGAUUCGGCUCGCCUCUCGAAGCAAGUCCCCGAUGUUCUCGCUCCAGUUUUCUGUUUGUACACCGAGAAAUUUGAGCACGUCUUUGGUCUGUCUGCUGUUCUGCACAAGCAUGACUGCAGGUCGCUGAGAUCGAGCGCUCUGGAAUGGCUGAAAGUAAUCUUGCAGCCUUGCUUUGAGGGCGGCGAUGCUCAUAGUCUCCGUUUUCCCGCUGGAUUGCAGUGUC